AUGUCAACCGGAAUUAUAGAUACUCUUGUAGCACUAUAUACUUCAGGCUAUGUGGCUUUUACCAUUGACAUUGAUGACCAAACCACCAUGCACUUCUGGACAGCCAACCACAGCUUGUCCAGGAACUUCAAUUUGUACGUACCGGAUUUGUUGUUCUUUGGCAAGUCUCAAAAUGAACCGGUCGGACCGGAGCGAGACGAUGAGCUGUUCAAUGUGAAUUCAGAUGCUUUAGAGAUUCUUUUACCAAAAAGUCCACAUGAUCUACGGCUCUAUGGCGGGUUAGUGGCUUAUCGGAUGGCUGAGAUGUAUCCAGAGAUGGUGGAGAAGGUUGUGAUUGUGAGCAGUGGGGUAGUUUGGACUGAUGAACAGAAGGAUGAGCUGUUGAGUGUGAAUUCAGAUGCUUUGGAGAUUCUUUUACCAAAAAGUCCACAUGAUCUACGGCUGUUAGUGAAUCGAUCUGUGUAUAAGUAUGAUGCUUUCAAGCACUUAGGCCCCAAAUCAAAAUUAGAGAGAAUCAAGGACACUGGUCAUGCAGCAAAUUUUGAUUCGCCGGAUACAAUCAAUGCAUUGAUAAAAUCAUUUGUUUUAGGUAGUUGUCCCUUCAUUGUUGGAAGCCCAAUGGAAGUCAAAAGAAAAACCUAG
Molecule: messenger RNA, 642 nt
Organism: Prunus mume (Japanese apricot)
Lineage: Eukaryota; Viridiplantae; Streptophyta; Magnoliopsida; Rosales; Rosaceae
Source: RefSeq, a predicted model, not a curated record